Schizophyllum commune H4-8 is the source of this 1690-nucleotide messenger RNA. RefSeq lists its product as uncharacterized. The record is from RefSeq and is a predicted model, not a curated record. Lineage: Eukaryota; Fungi; Basidiomycota; Agaricomycetes; Agaricales; Schizophyllaceae. The transcript is spliced from 2 exons. Bases 338 to 1444 code for a protein of 368 amino acids.
GACUUUCAUCGCACGUUUCCUGGCUUGAGCGGAACUAUCAUCGUUCCCCGAACUUCCUUGCAUGUUCACUCCAACUCCGUUACCUCCGCUGCCGACUCCUCCGUCUCGAAUGUGACGGACAGCCGCAUAUGCAGGCAAAUCAUGCAUGGUGACCCGGCGGCUCAAUGGGGCUUCUACCGUGCACUGACGACUGGUGAAAGGAACAUUGCAAACCUUGCAUUCUGACCGUUGAGCGCUUCUCGCGAUUGUGCUGCCAUUGACACCCAUCGAUCUCACGACCCUGAAAGGCGCAUAGGCCUCUUUUCAUGACUUCUCGCAGCCUCUGCAUGUAUAAAGGAUGACCAUGCCACUGCUGCCGACACCCCCUCCGAGUCAGCCCCAGCCCUCGCCGAGUCAAGACGACGAGGACGGAUGGAAGAACUACAGUCUUUCGCAGGAGGUCGACGAGAUUACGAGGCAGUAUGCUCUGAUGUCGUCUCAGGACAGUACGCCGGCGUCGUCGCAGGUCUCUCCGGAGCCUUCGCAGGACAGCACGGCGGCGUCCUCGCAAACCUCUCCAACGUCCUUGCAGACCUCUCAGGCGUUCUCGCAGCCCUUCAGCUCGCAGGAUGAGUCGCCGCCCUGCUCGCAGGCCGAAUCUUGGGCAAGCUCGCCGCCUACCUCGCAGGCCGAGUCGUGGCCAUCCAGCUCCCAGUCGACGAUCACGGGCGCCGGUUUCCUGAGCUCGCAGCCCCCAAGCUCGCAGGCCUCGGGGUACGCCGAGUCUCUUGCAAGCUCGCCGUCCAGCCAGGCUACCUGCGAUGAUGAUAUCGAUAUCGACGUCGACACUGACGCCGACCGGCCGCGUCGCAGCGACUUCGACCGUCCGCGCCCCCGCUGCCGGCGCUGUGGUGGGGAGGAGUUGUUCACGCAGUGCGAUCACGGGUCGGAGGAUGAUGAUGAGGCAAUGGACGAGGGAGACACGCCGCCGGCUUCGUCGCAAGAGCAAGGCUGGCCUACCUCAUUGCAGCAGAGCGAGGCCUGGACCGCGUCGCAGCAGAGUGAACCUGCCUCGUCGCAGGGGAUCUGGCCCGCUUCCUCGCAAGAGAGGGAGCCCAGCUUAUCUCAGGAGAGCAUCCACGAUCAUUCGGAGCAGGACGCAGAGGAGGAGGGGUCCCCGAUCAAGUCACGCUCGCCGUCGCCGAACUUCGACGACCAGGGACCGCCCUGCUCGCAGGUGCGGCGCGAAGAGGCUAUGCUCGAAUGCCCAUUUCCGCCGUCCCAGCCGUCGCAGUACUUCGACUACCCCGAGGACCCGACGAACCAGCCCUUGCUGCCGGUCAUCCCGCAGCCUGACGACCCGGACGCGGUCUAUUGGCAUGACCUAAGCCAGGCGAGAGCUCUGCUACCCCAGCAGCCGUCGGCUGCGCCGAAGCCUGCGAGUGGGCCAUCGCGUCGCCGUUGAACGUUGAACGCGAGCGAUCGCGGCGUGCGCGAUUUUUUCUUCUCUUUCAAGAUCCUAUCUCCCAACGCCUUGCUGACUUCCUGCAUAUGCAUUUCUUACCUUUGAUCUUGCUCUAUGUACUACUAUAAUCUUGAUAUCAUCUUGGUAAGUACCUUGCUUGCAAGGUAUCUCGAGCAUCUCCAUUGACGAUGCCACGGCUUCCUUUUUGCGGCAUAUAUACGUAUCAACGUCAUACACUCCUGCCAA